Messenger RNA from Astyanax mexicanus (Mexican tetra), 7079 nucleotides. It is a transcript of the gene cavin1a, whose product is annotated as caveolae associated protein 1a. Gene Ontology annotation, biological process: termination of RNA polymerase I transcription; transcription initiation at RNA polymerase I promoter. Gene Ontology annotation, cellular component: cytoplasm; caveola. The record is from RefSeq and is a predicted model, not a curated record. NCBI's taxonomy places the organism in Eukaryota, Metazoa, Chordata, Actinopteri, Characiformes, Acestrorhamphidae. The transcript has 2 exons. Bases 475 to 1782 code for a protein of 435 amino acids. Gene Ontology annotation, molecular function: rRNA primary transcript binding.
AACACUCACACACAUACUCACAUACACACACGCCUUGCUGAGAGGUGCUGAGAGAGACUGGCCAGCGUCCCGGGGACAGAUUCGCCUGGAGAGGGGCUCUAGGGGUUAGGGAGAGAGAGAGGGAAAGAGGGAAAAGGUGGAGGAAAGAGUGAAGGAUCUUUUUUAUUGACGGUAGAUAGUUUUCGUGUUUGGUAAAAGACUUGUUAAAGUUAAAGAAGUGUGGGAAAAAAACAGCAAGACAAGGAAAGAAGAAAAGUGCGAGUCGGAUUCCCUCUAGUCUUCACUUGUCGGUGUCUGCUGUCAUUCUGGUCUUUUUUUAGUACUUUAUUUUUACCCCAGGACCGACUCGGCCUUCCCACACACCGGCCUGUGUGACUGUGUGUAUGUGUGCGCUUUAGACCUCCAUCUGCAAGCCCACUGGAGAGUGUGUGUGUAAGUUUGUCUGCGUGGACACCUUACACUUGAACCCCGGCCAUGGCUGACACAAACCUCAAGUUGGAUCGCAUAGCCCUCUCCGAAAUCUCGGACGAUGACGAAGAGGUGGUCUUGGUGACGGCCGCAGCCAAAACUUCACUGACCACCCCGGUCACCAACCGCAAAAACACGUCCGAUGAUGAAGACCAAGAGAACCCUCCAAAAGAAGCCAACCUGGUGCUGGGCACAGGCCUGGAGAGCGGUGGAAGCGACGAGGCGCAGAGGUCCGAGGCCCAGGCCGCUGGCAUGAUGGUCCUUUCUCUUCUGGACAAAAUCAUUGGCGUAGUCGACCAGAUCCAGCUCACCCAGAACAGUCUGGAGAGCCGGCAGGAGAACAUGGAGAAGAGCGUGACCAGCAUCACCAGCGAGCUCAACAAGCUGACCAAGAACCACGUCAGCACGGCCCACACGGUCAACAAGCUCCUGGACAAGGUGCGCAAGGUGAACACCAACGUGAAAGGCGUCCGAGCGGACCUGGAUAAGCAGGUCGGUCAGAUCAAGAAGCUGGAGAACAACGAGCACGAGCUGCUCAAGAGGAAAAACUUCAAAGUGCUCAUUUACCAGGAUAAGGAGAAGCAAGUAAAGACCACUGAGAAGGCAGCAAGUGAAGAGGGCGAGCAGGUGCUGAGUGAGGGAGGAGAAGAGGAACGAGGAGAAGAUGAGGAGGUGGAGAUUGAGGAAACUGUGGAGGAAUCUCGGGCAGCCCGCAUCAAGCGCAGCGGCAUGCAGCGCGUGGACGUCAUAAAGAAGGCCUUCAGCAAGGAGCAGAUGGAGAAAACCAGGCAGAGAACCAAGGAGAACCUGGAGAAAACACGUCAGAGAACCAAGGAGAACCUGGAGAAGACACGAUUGAGGACCAGGGAGAAUUUCCAGAAGACCAGGCUGAGCCUGGGGAAGAAGAUGGGCAAACUAGGCACAAAGAUGGCACCCAGCACAGAGCGGAAGGAGAAGCUGCGCGUGUCCCGUGACAAGCUGAAGAAAUCACUCACUCAGAAAUCAGCCAACCACGCGAAACGCCCUAAAAUCACCACCUACCGUGUGCCCCCUUUCACCUUCUACGUGAAGAAGGUCCGCGAGGGUGAGGUGGAGCCUGAGCCGGAGGCUGAGCCUGAGGAAGAGGAGGAGGUGGAGGAGGAGGAGGAGGAGCAGCCAGAGCAAGAGCAGGCCCAGGAGUAUGAGGAUGAAGAGGAAGAGGAGGUGGAGGAGGGCCAGCUGGUCAACCUGAGCCCGGAGAUGGAAGUUGUGCUGGGGGAAUCGAGGCUGGUGGUCCAGGAUAGGGUGCGGCCUGGUGAGAGAGCGAGCCAUUGAAACUGUGAUCCCUUAAAUGUGUGGGGGAAGUAAAGUUAUCUUGUGAUGUAGAAGUUCAUGAAUACGGAGAUGAAUAUGUGAAGGAUCGUGGAAGUAUACCAUUGAGACGAGUUGAAGAGUAGAACUGAUACUGACUGAGGAACAAGACAAGCUACCUUGACAAUAAGAAGAAAUGUAUGUUGACUUGAGGAACAGACUGAACUAUAAUGCUUGUUUUUGAUACCAUGCCCUCAAAAUCAGUUCUCUAGUAUCUUACCUAUUUCCUACCCAGUUGAAUUUGUUUUUGUUUGUUUUACACCAAAUUAAUCAAAAACAAACUAUAUCAUCUUAUUAUAAAGGAGUUAUUGUAUUAGGUGUUUCUAGGAAUCCGAGUACCUACAAGCUAACAAUUCUGGUUUCUAAAAUGUACCAGAAAUAUUGGUUUUGGUUGUCAAAACUUUCUGGGAAUGAUUUUUGUUUUUUGAUUCCCAAAAUGUUCACGAAACUGAUCAUUUUUGGUUGCCCUGUUAUUCUCUGGGAAGGUUUUCUUCACGGAAAUAGAAUAUCACAGUUUUGUUACUCUUCCCCCCUCAUUAAACAAAAUAGAACAUCACCAUGACAUUAUGGAAUGGUUCCCCAAAAGCACCCACAGGGAAACCAAAAUCUAACAUUACAUUACGUAAGUACACACAUAUUUGUUAGCUGGGAUAAUGCUGAUCACAAUCUGAUACAGUAUGAUGUGAUAUUUGUGUUUGUUAGGCUAAUAAUACAGCCAAACAAGUUUGAUAAGAUGUGAUGUUAAUUAACACCAGUAAACACUAGUUAAAUCACUGUUUAUGUAUUUUAGUAGUAUAUAUAAUAAGACUAAACUGGUUCUAAACUGAUAUUUUUUUGUUUGGUAAAAACUUUUAAAAAAAAUUUUAAAAUAAAACCUUUUAGGCUGAAAAUUUUUAGGGUGUCUAAUAUCUUACAAUUCAAUAUGACUGACCUACCUGAUCAAAAGCUGUUACCUGAUCCAUUCAACAAGCCUUUUGAUGAAUAUUUAACCUAAAAGCAACACUAUGGGGUUCAGUCACAAGUUUAGUUCAUCCUUUGAGCCUCCACUGAAGGACAGUUUUUUCUGGAAGAGCUAAGAGAUACAGAACCACCAGAUUGAUAUGGUGCAGUACUGUUACCAGUUUUUACAUAAACAGCUCUGGAAAAAAAUAAGAGACCACUUGAAAAUGAUGAGUUUCUUUGAUUUUACCAAAUUGAAAACCUCAAGAGGAAGAUGGAUGAUAACAAGCCAUCUUAACAAGCUGAACUGCUUGAAAUGUUUGCACCAGGAGUGGCAUGAAGUUAUCCAAAAGCAGUGUGUAAGACUGGUGGAGAAGAGCAUGCCAAGAUGCAUGAAAACUGUGAAUAAAAAACAGGGUUAUUUCACCAAAUAUUGAUUUCUGAACUCUUAAAUCUUUAAGAAUAUGAACUUAUCUUCUUUGCAUUAUUUGAGGUCUGAAAGCUCUGCAUCUUUUUUUUUAUUUCAGCCAUUUCUCAUUUUCUGCAAAUAAAUGCUCUAAAUUAUAAUAUUUUUAUUUGGAAUUUGGAAAAAAUGUUGUCUGUAGUUUAUAGAAUAAAACAACAAUGUUUAUUUUACUCAAACAUAAACCUAUAAAUAGCAAAAUCAGGGAAACUGUGGUCUCUUCAUUUUUUCCAGAGCUGUAGAUAAAUAAUUUAGGUUAUGCAAAGUUACUUAGUUCUCGUAACGGUUGUCUUGUAGUUCAUUAUGAUUUUGCAGCUUAUCUUUUAAGGUAAAAAAAUUUACAUAAUGUUGCUUUAAAGCAGUAGAGAACUUAUGCUAACACUUUAUUUCCAAUCACAUCUAUGGAUGGAGGCUCUUUCAAUCUGGAAUAAAAAUGUGUGAACAAAUGUGUGAUUGCAAAAUAUGAAUGAGUAAAGUUUGAAUGAGUAAAGUUUCCUUGUGAGACUACUAAGGAAUUACUAACACAGCCAUUUCUCUUUAUUCUUGAUAGAUUCAGAAUGAAUGUGUGUCUAUGAAUGUUGUGUUUUCUUCUCUCUCUCUCUCUUUGGACUUGAAAAUGAAGUACAGCAGUAUUGCAGCACUGGAUGGAUAAAAUGGAUGGUGGAUUGUUGGGGUGUCACUGUACAUUUAUCUCAUGUUUGCCACUGAUUUUAAAGCAUAGCUUUUGUUUAAACUUUAUUUUAAAAUAGCAGCCAUAGGCUUCAGACGCUUAAACACACUCUAGUGCUUUAGUGGUUACCCUGUACAUAAAAUAUGUAUGCAUGUUCACAGCUGUCAUGUUCGCACUCUUUGUUUUUCUGUACAUAUAAACACAUUAUUAUAGGGUUAGAAGAGUAAGCCGGGGCCUAUGGGAAACCUUUUUUUUGUUAACACACUGUAUGCAACAAAUGUAUGGUUUUAUUCUGUCAUAAAGAAAUAUACUCUACCACACAUGUCAAAAAUGCAUUUUUUUUUUAUAAUAUGUGUACACUUAGCAUUAGAGCAUUAGAGUUAAAACCACAGAUACAGCUAUGGUCAUGCAAAAAGAAAAAAACAGGACACUCUUUGAAAACCUUUUUUAAACAUAUGUUAAUAAUUAUUUGAUCUUUAAUAUAACAAAAUAAAAACAAAUAAAUAAACAAAAUACUGCUAAUUAUAUUGCUAUUUCUUUGUCUAAGGAGCUAGCAAGCCACACUGCAAAAAAAAAAACAAAUGGCAAAAACUAUGUAAAUUGAGACAUAUUUUUUCUUAGUAAGAUUUCUUAAAAUAAACAAUCGCAAAGUCUCAAAAUGAGUGAAAAGUAAGAUUAAAUCAAGCUAAAAUUACUUAUUCUUUUUGCAUCAACAUUACUUGAUCAGUGACUUUUUGUGCUUAUUUUGGGUUUAAAUAACUUAAAAUAAGGUGGACAUUCUAAAUAAGACUGAUUAGGAUAAUCUCUGUCUCUUAUCAAAGAAAAAAUAUAUGAUUUAUUGCCUUGAAAUGAAAUCAUUUCUCUUGCUAAGAUUUAGUUUUUCGCAGUGUAUGUUUUCUGCAGGUAUGCUUCACCUUGUGCUGUAAAAUGUAUUAUAAAAUUAAAAUUACAACAAGUUUUUUCAAAGGUUUUCAUGACAUUUUUUCAAACAAAAAUACAAUUUAAGAAUAUUUUUUGAACAUUUUUAACAUCCUAGCUGACCAACAAACAAAAAAUUACCUCAGCUGUGCAAGAUUUAAUCAUUAAUUUACCCUGCUAUUCUCACCACACGUUUAGCUAGCUAAUCUAGCUAACCUAGUUAGCUUGCUAAUCACCUCAUUAGUGAAAUUGGAAUCGUAAAUUUACUUAGCUAAACAGUUUAAUUUAAGUCUUUUAAAACUCUAAUUACAUGUGGCCAGCUAACCUAGCUAGCUAGCACAGAGAUAUGCAGUGUGUCUUGGGUAAACAAACAAAAGCUAAAAUAGCUAACGUUAAGCUAGCUAACUAGUAUAGUGAUGUGGCUACAACACAUACCUUUCAGCUGGAAAACAGACAGUUUGUGAAGAGGUAGCUAGUAAACUGAUACUUAGUUAGCAUAAUAAGUGAUGAUAAAUACUUUAUUUAAUUGUAUUUAUGUGAACUUUAUAAGUUAAACUUACCAUUUGUUGUCUCUUCCUGUUGGCUUCCUCACACACUCGCUCCUCAAUCUGUAAACAGAUACAAAUACAAAACUUAAGACAUGCUCUACCAUUGCUGCUGAACAAGGUACUGUUGUCACGAGACUUUAAAUAGUGUCAUUGUUUGGUAUCCACCUUAUUUGGGUUUGGUUCUUCUGCAGUUGGGUUAGAAUUUCCAGACAGUUGAUAUUAAAUGCUUUUUGGUUGUAUCGUAUUUAAAGUAAAUUCAGUCUAAAGUUGCUACUGAUGUGGACUCUGAUGCUGCCUUUAAGUUGUGUCGGAAAUAUUGUAUUUACGAGAUGAGUGCACAUGAAUGCCACCACAAACUCGUGUGGUUGAAUAUGUUAAAUUUAGUUUUCUAUAGACACAGCUCCACAGGACAGAAAAAUGUGAAAUAUAGUAAUAGCUCUGUGUACCGAACUUGAGAAUUAUCCAUACAACAUAGUUAGCUAAGCUAGCUAGCUAGUGUAAAACUGAACCAUUUCAGUAAUUUCUUGAAUAUAUAAUAAAACACUACAAUGAGACAAUGAGAAGCUCUAAUUAUUGAUUAAUUAGCUAACUAGCUAAUUUACCAGCUCAUCUUCUGUGAAAGGUGGUGGAUAAAAGUUAAUUGGAAGACCCCAAUAUUUCUGUGUUGUGUUCAAAGCACUGUUGUUCAGGCAAAAUUCUCCUCUUCUUUUAAUUACUGUGACAAACUAUACUAAUUAUAUUAUAUUACUUAUUCUGUAAGUAAUAUAUUAUUGCUGUGGGUGUAACCUAUAUUGCUGGUCCGUAAACAAUCAUGGCCGCCCCCUUGUCAUCACAUAGAAUAAAUUGGAUAUAUUUGCCAAAUAUUUUCAGAACUUUGUGCCCUGUUUUUACAGUCAUUGCAAAUCUAUUUUGACUCACUUUUCCAAACAAUGUGGCUGUAAUAAUGCAAUACUGAGGUCAUGUCAAUAUAUUUUACAAUACCUUAAUAACACAAUUGCUAUGACUGGCCUUUAACUAAAAACAAACACCUGAAAUAUGUCUUUACUUUUGUAGUUAGUUAAAAAAAAAAAAAGGUUUUCAUUGGGUGUUUUAUUUUUUUUCACAUGACUUCAUAUCGUACUUCAUUCGAUGCUAGGUUACAGCACUGUUUCAUACCAAAACUUCACGAUUAUUUAGCCUUUUUGUUGUGUCAUAAUUUGAAAAUGAUAGUUGCCAUUCACACUGUUUGAACAUUUCGAGAUGAAUGGACCAAUAGGAACGGUCCAAAAAGACCUUAAAAUUUUCUUACAUUUACCUCAUAAAAGAUUUUUCCAAUUCUCCUGUAAAGUUUAUAUAUACUCCAGUGACAGUAUGUUCUUUAUUUGACAGAUGAAGUUAAAUUUAUUUAUGCUUUUUUUUUGUUGUUUAUCACAGUCUUUAUAGGCCGUACACACUGAAUACCAUGGAGUAACUGGAACACAGCUAAUUUAGUUCUGGCCCUAAGCUUUAUGCCUGGAUUUUAUUUCAUUUCCUGUCCGUCUGCCACAAGGAUCACUGUGGUGAGCCUGUCGCCAAGAAUACUGCCCAUGGGCUACGUGCGCGAACCCUGCGUUUGCUGUGGUCCACUCUUACCAAAGGUUUUAUGGCCUUCUGUCACUUCAGUGAGAUAUUUUCUUUUUUUUGGAUAAAUGAAUGGAAGACAUGUACAAUUAAUUAAUUAACCAAAUAAAAAAACCUCUAAUCA